This is a messenger RNA of Dryobates pubescens (Downy woodpecker), 2385 nucleotides long. RefSeq names its product DENN domain containing 6B (gene DENND6B). The transcript is spliced from 20 exons. The record is from RefSeq and is a predicted model, not a curated record. Gene Ontology annotation, molecular function: guanyl-nucleotide exchange factor activity. NCBI's taxonomy places the organism in Eukaryota, Metazoa, Chordata, Aves, Piciformes, Picidae. Gene Ontology annotation, cellular component: recycling endosome. Bases 28 to 1770 code for a protein of 580 amino acids.
CCCGGGCCGGGCGGAGCGGGCGCUGCCAUGGACGCCCUGUGCCGGGCCGAGCCCCGGCCCCGCCGCCCGCAGGCUGCGGCCGCCGCUGCUGCCGCUUCCUCCUCCCUGCUGCCCUGGGCACGCUUCUCCGCCUGGCUGGACUGUGUCUGCGUGGUCACUUUCGACCUGGAGCUGGGACAGGCUAUGGAGCUGGUGUACCCCUAUGACUUCAGGCUGACAGAGAAGGAGAAGACCAGUAUCUGCUACUUGUCCUUCCCAGACUCCUACUCAGGUGGCCUGGGGGAUACUCAGUUUAGCUUCCGCCUUCGGCAGUCUGGGGGCCAGAGGACCACGCACUACGAGGAUGAUGGAGAGUACAACAGAGAAGCACCUCUGACACUGCAGAGGGAGUCAGCUCAUUACUUUGGUUAUGUGUACUUCAGGCAGGUCAAGGACAGCUCGAUGAAGAGAGGUUAUUUUCAGAAGUCUCUGGUGCUGGUGUCACGACUUCCAUACGUCAACUUGUUCCAGUCCCUGCUGCAGCUGAUUGCCCCGGAGUACUUUGACAAGCUGGAGCCAUGCCUGGAGGCAGUGUGCAACGAGAUCGAUCAGUGGCCACCUCCUGUGCCAGGACACACCUUGAACCUGCCAGUGAUGGGAGUUGUCAUUCAGGUGAGGAUCCCAUCAAGGGUGGACAAACCAGGAUCAAGCCCAGUGAAGCAGUGCAACCAAGAGAAUCUGUUGCCAGCCCCAAUGGUUCUCCCCAGUAUUCAUGAACUAGAUCUCUUCAGGUGUUUCCAGCCAGUCCUCAUCCACAUCCAGAUGUUGUGGGAGCUGAUGUUGCUGGGAGAGCCAAUGGUGGUGAUGGCACCAUCCCCUACAGUGUCUUCAGAAAUGGUUCUGGCACUCACCAGCUGCCUUGCUCCCCUGCGGUACUGCUGUGACUACCGCCCCUACUUCACCAUCCACGACAGCGAGUUCAAGGAGUACACCACCAGGACCCAAGCUCCGCCAAACAUAGUUGUGGGAGUCACAAACCCUUUCUUCAUCAAAACUCUCCAGCACUGGCCACACAUCCUUCGGGUUGGGGAGCUCAAAAUGUCAGGAGACCUGCCCAAACAAGUCAAGGUGAAGAAGCUGGCUAAACUAAAGACUCUGGACACCAAACCAGGAAUCUACACUGCUUACAAAACCUUCCUUCACAAAGACAAGACCCUGAUCAAGAGACUACUCAAGGGCAUCCAGAGGAAGCGGCCCUCUGAAGUGCAGAGUGCCCUCCUGCGGCGACACCUGCUGGAGCUCACCCAGAGCUUCAUCAUCCCGCUGGAGCACUACAUUGCAAGUCUGAUGCCUCUGCAGAGGGCCAUCACUCCAUGGAAGAACCCCCCGCAGAUCCGUCCUUUCCGUCAGGAGGACUUUAUGAAGACCCUUGAACAUGCUGGGCCCCAGCUGACCUGUGUCCUCAAGGGGGACUGGUUAGGCCUCUACAGGCGUUUCUUCAGGUCUCCCAACUUCGAGGGCUGGUACCGCCAGCGGCACAAGGAGAUGACCCAGAAGCUGGAGGCCCUUCACUUGGAAGCCAUCUGUGAAGCAAACAUUGUGGCCUGGAUGAAGGACAAGUCUGAGGUGGAGAUUGUAGACCUGGUGCUAAAACUUCGUGAGAAGCUGGUGAGAGCCAGGUGCCAGCACCUCCCUGUGAAGGAGGAGACCCUGCAGCGCAUUGGCCUCUACAUCGAGACCAUCAUCGGCUCCUUGCCCGAGGAUCUCCAGGCUGUGCUGCACCAUCACUGAGCUUGGGGAAGGGACUCUGCUGAAGAAGGAAGGACCCAAGCUGCAGUUGAGUUUGGAAAGGAAACUUCUUGCCUGAUCCAGACCUUGCUCCCAACUUGGGGAUGAUCCUGAGCACGUGAACGCGUGGGUCGGAGGUGUAGAAGAAAGGGAGAACCAUGGCCACUGCCCAGUCCUGCUCUGAGGGCCUGGAUUAGGGGACCCUAAAGGAGAAACUCUUCUUUGGGUGGUUGUUCCUAGGUCAGAAGGUGACCACCAGGCUUCCAGCAGCGUGGCACAGGCUCUGCUAAACACAUCUUGCCCAUCUGUGCUCCUCCAGCUCUAGUGCUUGGGCUCUCAACAUUUCAGUGCCACCAUCCUGCCCAGAAGCAGCAGGAACAGCCCUGGAGUGGGAAGUUGUUUUUAGGACAACCCCUGGUGAUCAUCAGAGAGAUUCUAGGUUCCCACCUAAUGACCAUGUGAAGAAGUCAUCACUGCCCCUUCAGCAGCCUGACUCUGCUUCAGCUGUGAUGGGACUGGGAGGAGAAGCUGCUGGACUUGGAAUGUUGAGCUUUUUCUCCAAGACAGAGGAAGGGGUUGGUGCCACUGCAAGGAAGAAGCUUUCCAGAGGUCAUGGCG